AUGCGCCUUGACCUGAAGGAGUACAAGGGGUUUAUCGAGAAUGAGAUUUUACUGGCAUUGGCACAAAUGGACAAGCCAAGUCAAAUCUUCGACUACCUCUACCUGGCUAACCUCCCCCUUCGGCUCCCCCUACAGGGCCCGUUUGUCGCCUGCAUGAUCGCCAUUUUGAACCAGAUGGACGACCACCAUUAUGCGCGCUACAUCAACACCUUCAAGACCCGCCAUGACAUCAUCGACUUCCUGAUGGAGACGUUUAUCAUGUUUAAGGACCUGAUCGGGAAGACAGUGUAUCCGUCGGAUUGGAUGGUGAUGAACAUGGUGCAGAACAGGGUCUUCCUCCGCGCCAUCGAUCAGUUUUCAAGAGUGCUCACUCGCCUCUUCCUCGACCUGGCCAACUUCGAGUUGCAGGCGCUAUUUCAAUGCCGGGUCUCCCUGGUAGACCCACGCCAUUUUCUUUGCCACGGUCUGGCGAAAACGGUGGACCCGCCCAUCGUGGCGCCGCCAUCACCUCGCUGCACGCAAAGAUGGCCGCUGCGACGCCAUGACACCUCGGUCUCCCCACCGACCCCUCGGGGAAUUUGGACUUCAGAGCAGUAUUACAAGGUCUCGGCACUCAGCGGGAACUUUCCAACCUCUCAUUCGUAUGGGGACAUGAGGAAAGCGAUGGGAUUCCAAAUCCGGGAUAUGUGGUACAAUCUCGGUCCUCACAAGAUCAAGUUCAUCCCGGGGAUGGUGGGACCGAUCCUGGAGAUGACUCUGGUUCCUGAGCCUGAGCUGCGGCGGUCUAGUAUCCCCAUCUUCUUCGACAUGAUGCAGUGUGAAUACAGCAUGAACUACUCAUUCCACGCGUUUGAGAACGAACUCAUUACGAAACUCGACCAGGAGGUGGAGGGAGGACGGGGCGAUGAGAACUACAAGGUCAUUUUGGAGAGAAUGAUGACCGAUCUCCCGCUGUUGACCUUCUAUAAGGAGAAGAAACGGGAAGAUAUUUACAUCAGGUACCUCUACAAACUGCGGGACCUCCAUCGGGACUGUGAGAACUACACCGAGGCUGCCUACACCCUCUUGCUGCACGCUGAGCUGCUGCAGUGGUCAGACCAGCUGUGCGCUGCCCAUCUCAUCCACCGUGAGGAUUGCCAAGCGUUGACCAACCGAGAGCUGAAGGAGAGACUCUACCAGGAGAUCAUCUGUUACUAUGACAAAGGCAAGAUGUGGGAGAACGCCAUCCAACUCUGCAAAGAGCUGGCCACUAUGUACGAAGAGGAGGUCUUCGAUUAUGAGGAGCUGAGCCGCCUGUUGACGCAACAAGCCACCUUCUACAAGAACAUCAUGAAGGCCAUGAGGCCCCUCCCAGAGUAUUUUGCAGUCGGAUACUACGGGCAAGGCUUCCCGGCCUUCCUGAGGAAUAAGAUGUUUAUUUACCGUGGGAAGGAUUAUGAACGCUAUGAGGAUUUUCACCUGAAGCUGACCACCCAAUUUCCCAACGCGGAGAAAAUGACCAGCACGUCUCCGCCCAGCGAUCAGCUGAAGCUCUCCCCGGGCCAGUAUAUUCAGUGUUUCGCUGUGAAACCCAUGCUUAACCUCCCAACCCAGUACCAAGACAAGCCUGUCCCAGAACAGAUACUGAACUUCUACCGAGCCAAUGAGGUUCAGCAGUUCCAGUACUCCAGGCCGUUCAGGAAAGGAGAGAAGGAUCCCGGGAAUGAAUUUGCGACGACAGAACCCCUCAUCUCUGAGAUCAAUCGGGGGUGUACCUGGUCUGAGCUGCCUCCAAUGCCACACCUACCCUCAAAUAAGGGCACCAAAACUCCACGUGAUACUCCAGGUGCGGCCUCACCAACACCUCGUUCGAUUGCAACAAUACUUGCCUUUACAUUCUGUUUCUUUCGCGACAAAAGCCAUAAAUAUCGCUAUAAAUUAGCAAUCUUUAUUAGCUGCU
Chiloscyllium plagiosum (whitespotted bambooshark) is the source of this 1939-nucleotide messenger RNA. The record is from RefSeq and is a predicted model, not a curated record. Lineage: Eukaryota; Metazoa; Chordata; Chondrichthyes; Orectolobiformes; Hemiscylliidae.